Molecule: messenger RNA, 2695 nt
Organism: Boleophthalmus pectinirostris (great blue-spotted mudskipper)
Lineage: Eukaryota; Metazoa; Chordata; Actinopteri; Gobiiformes; Gobiidae
Gene: znf703
Product: zinc finger protein 703
Exons: 2
Coding region: 253-2001 (582 amino acids)
Biological process (GO): negative regulation of DNA-templated transcription
Cellular component (GO): nucleus
Source: RefSeq, a predicted model, not a curated record
CGGACGCGAGAGGACUGCUCCACACUCACCUCCUCUGCGGGAUAUUCUUCCAACCAGUGGCUUCUUUCGUGAUUCACUUAACGUUCGCGGAUAACGGAUUAUGUGGAAAAGGAUGUCAUUUUUCCAGCUUUAGAGACACUUUGGGUACGACACGGAGGACACGCGUUCCAUUUGGAUUAUUUUGUGUUCUGAGUUUGUCGCCAUGCAUCGCUGCUCGUAGAUGCGAUUCAAACCCCGUGGCUUUGAAUCCAGAUGAGAGAUCUCCCCUGCGGAUCUGAAGCAGCUGACGCGCUUUUCCGCAGCCUGUCCCCGGAGCGCAGCGCUGAACCAGAGCGGACCGGACCGUGCCUGUCUGCCUCCGCGCCUCCGCUCUCACCCUCGGACCCGUCCCGUCAGGCCAAAAGGUUACCCAUUCGGAUCGUAAAGAUGUUGACGGCGCACAGCGGCCACUUGCUGCACCCGGAGUACCUCCAACCUCUCACGUCCGCGCCCGUCAGUAUAGAAUUGGAUGCCAAGAAGAGUCCUCUGGCUCUGCUGGCUCAGACCUGCUCUCAGAUUGGCAAACCCGACCCUCCGUCCUCGUCCAAACUGUCCUCUCUGUCCUCGGGCAGCCUGGGAGACAAGGAGUCUUCCAGCCGCUCCAAGAGCGGAGAGCAGCACCACUCUCCGGAGGACAAGUCCAGCUUUAAGCCUUACUCCAAAUCCUCGGGCGAGUCUCGGAAGGAUGUCAUAGUGACAAAGAGCUCUUCUGAGAAGUCCUUCAGGCUCCCAAACGGCAGCAACAACAGCAGCUCUGCUUCAUGUCCUUCCUUCCCUCCUCACGCCCGCUCCCCUGGCUCUCACUCUCCCCCUCUGCACGUCCAGAGCCUCAGACAGAGCCAGUCCCCCGCUGCCCGCUCCCCCACACACCCCCAGAGCCAGCACUCUGACCGGACGCCUCCCAGCUCAGAGCAGCCCGCUUCGGACUCUUCCAACAGCAGUGGGGGCAAGAAGGACUCAGACACCUCCAAGUCAGGACUAGACGGAGCGCAGCUGGCCAACUCUAGCCAUGUCCGAGCCAGUGCUAACUCCAGCAACGCUAGCUCCGCUAGCAGCCCCCGCCCCGAGAGCAAGUCUGACCCACAGGCCUCCUCUCAGCCUGGGCUUGGCUCAGGACACAUCGCCCCUGUCUCCCCCUUCAAACCCGGACACUCGGUCUUCCCCUUGCCCCCGGCGUCUAUGGGCUACCACGGCUCUGUUAUAGGGGCCUACGCUGGCUAUCCUUCUCAAUUUGUCCCAAGUUUGGACCCUACCAAGUCUAGUUUGGGCUUAGGACUUCCUGGAAAACACCCCAGCUCCAGUCCACUAACAGGCGCAUCCCCUCCCUCCCUAAUGCAGGGUCUGUGCCGGGACCCUUACUGCCUCACCUACCCCAACGGCCAUCAUUUAGGCGGCAGUAACUGUAACUCUUGUGUUCACGACCCUUCCUCCAUGAAAUCCAGCUUCCCUCUGGUCUACCCCUCGCACCAUUUGCACUCCCUCCACUCCGGCGCCCUGUCCUCCAGCAGCACCCCGGGGUCCCUCUCCCACCCGCUCUACACCUACGGCUUCAUGCUGCCCAACGACCCCCUGCCCCACGCCUGUAACUGGGUGUCCGUGGGCGGGCCGUGUGACAAGCGUUUUGCCACGUCUGAGGAGUUGCUAGCUCACUUGCGCACCCACACGGCGCUUCCCGGAAUGGUGGACAGUAAAAUGUUGUCAGCGUAUCCGUCUUCGGUGUCAUCUUCCGCUUCUUGUCACCUCCACUUGCCCCCGCCGAGCAGCCCGGGCACCCUCCCCAGCUCCUUCUCCUUACGUGGGUCUCCUGGACUUGGCUUGGCGCGCUACCACCCCUACAGCAAGUCCCAUCUACCCGCCCCAGGACUGCCAAUGCCCUCCAUCCCCUCCUCCUCACCAUACUACUCCCCGUACGCGUUGUAUUCGCAGAGACUCGGUUCGGCGUCCGCGUUGGGAUACCAGUGAUGCUGAUGCUAUUCUCACGUCCGCAGUGACUGUUUUCGGACUAUCCCGGAGGCUCUUGGGAACAGGGGUCAGCGUGCCGGAGGUCUGCCCGCUCGGAGUAGCACCUGUUGGGAUCAGGACUGGGACAAAGGAGGCAGUGAUGGAUGGUGAGCAGCACAAUAAGAAAGACUUGAAAGACUAAAGAGCUUGAAAGUGACACAAUGUGGCUUUAUCACAGCAAGUCUUCAUUUUGUUUUUUGUCUCCCAGAAAUGAAAAAUCUGUAUUUAUUUUUUACGCAAGCGCUUGGUUUUCAACUCUGGGGGAUUUUUUGUGUUUAUUUUCAGACUAAAAUUGUUAAAACAUAACAAUUUUAAAUGACAACUCUGCCUACCAUACAAGAAUAAAAACCUUGCUCCAUGCCAAAUAUGGACUGGUUUCAUUUGACGAGUUUCACGCUUUUUUCGAUUUACAUAAUUUUUUCUCUAUGCUAAGGCUAACUCUGAGAUGCAUGUAAACUACAACGCCAUUGUUUUUAUUUGUAUAUAUGCAAAGAUGUAAUAUUUUUCCAAGCUCAUUUUUUGGGGGUCGGGGGUCAACAAAAAGAAAUGGUACAAAGAUACAAAAAGUAUGAUAUAAAUAAAAUUAAUGAUGGCUGUGCUAUCUGAUAAGAACAAAUAUUAUUUUAUUAAAUAAACGUUACAAUUUACAAUGCAA